This is a messenger RNA of Caenorhabditis remanei, 453 nucleotides long. RefSeq lists its product as uncharacterized. The transcript is spliced from 3 exons. The record is from RefSeq and is a predicted model, not a curated record. Bases 1 to 453 code for a protein of 150 amino acids. NCBI's taxonomy places the organism in Eukaryota, Metazoa, Nematoda, Chromadorea, Rhabditida, Rhabditidae.
AUGCCCGCACAAACUCCACUCAAAAAAGCUCUCAUCAUCACGUCUUUCAUCCUAUCCGCAGCUUCCAUCUUCCUCUGUUUCCUUUCCGAGCACUUCUACAAUGUCUCAAUCAACGUGACACUCUCCAUCUUCUAUUCAACUUUCGCAUAUUUUGCGAGACAUCGCAGAGGCUUGAUUUUGCUCGCAUUCAUCGAGCUUGCCAUCUUCACCCUUGUACUCUGCAUGGUGGGAGCUGUCUUCAUAGAUGGAGAAGCUAUGAAAGUCGGACAAUUCGAGGAAUGGGUUCUCUUCGGAAGCUUCGCUGGUCUUAUUUUCCACUUCUCAUUAUUUUGUGCCAAUGGUGUCGACGACGAUGAAGAGGAGCCACACAUCGAGGAGAGAUACCAACGACUCGUCCAUUUCACACCAAUCGAGCCAACUAUCGCAAAUGAGUACGCAGGUCCAAUGUUUUGA